Messenger RNA from Acyrthosiphon pisum (pea aphid), 1267 nucleotides. Its product is annotated as zinc finger protein ZIC 3. The record is from RefSeq and is a predicted model, not a curated record. Lineage: Eukaryota; Metazoa; Arthropoda; Insecta; Hemiptera; Aphididae. Bases 374 to 748 code for a protein of 124 amino acids. The transcript has 3 exons.
UUCUAGGACAUACUGUACAGCAGCGACGGGUCAACGCUUUUUUCAACCGCCACCGCCAAGACACCGACGCUCACCCACCGCGCCACCACCGAAUCCUACCGCGCCGCAUAGUAUAUGACGGGUCAGGAAGGGAAGGGAAGUCGCGCAAACCGAGUACCGAACGCCGGCGGCCCCUCUAUCGUUUUCCAGCCGUCCGACUCGUGGCUUGCCAGUUCUCUUCCGAUCACUGCAGUUAUAAGCAUUCCACCACAGCGGAAGAGCCACGACACCUUCUCCUGCAACCACACACACAGCGACCGCGGUACGAGACAGUACGACAGUACGAGCACAGUUCCAACGCCGCAGCCGUCUCAAGAAUACCUGUACUAUAAAGAUGGCAAAAAAACCACCAAAGGAGAACAUAAUUCCACCCAUCGCACCAAGAGAAAGGCCAUAUUGUCCUCGCACGAUGGUUCGAUACGAUAAAUCAUUGGAACCCUACCCUACAAAGUGGGUGUGUAGGAUGUGUCUAAAAAUGCUUUUGAGUAAAGAAGCUGUUAAGAAUCAUCUGAUCAAUUGUAACGCACGAUCAAGCCAAAACCAAGCUAACCAAGCUCCACCUAGUAAUAAAGAUACUCCUUACAUAUGCAAGUAUUGCGACAAGGUAUUUUCAAGGAGACUUCCCCUAAAGAGGCAUUUGGAAGUACAUGAAAAAGCCGACUCAACUCAGAACAAUCUGAAAACGAAAGGACAUGAUAAUAACGACUAACCUGAUGAAUAAAAUAAAUUCAAUAACAUUGAUUUAAUUUUAUUUAAUUUUAUUAGUAUUAGUUUUGAUUUUGUGUUAGAUAUUAUUUUAUUUUGACAAUUCUAACACUUAGUUAGAGGACUUGUCAGGGACAUUUAUACAAUAGACCCUAAGAUAUCCAAAUUUUUGUACUACUUGAAUAAUCUUAAAUCGGUAAAAUCUAAUUAAAAAAUAAAUGCUCGAAAAACUAUCACUAAUUAAUAAUUAUACUUCUACCAAUAACGCAUAAUAUAAAUUAAAAAACAAUAAGUACAUAUAAAUAUGUUUUUUUAUUACUGUGAACAAAAUUAAGUUAUUAUAAGUUAAUUUAUAUAUUAAUUUACUCAAAUUUACUCAACAUUAAUAGCUACAUUUUCAGCAAUAUUUUAACUAGAAUUAGUUGAAGUUAUCAAAAAAAAAAAAAUCGUGGUAUCAAUUAAUAAUAUAAAUGUACAAUCGGUUCCUUUAAUGUUGUAAAUAUAUUAUACCAGUGAUAUUUUU